GGCUCUUAUUUUCUUCUAAAUUGCAAUUUUUAACUUGCUGCUUCAAUUUGCCCUCUCACUCCUCAUCCGCAGCCAAAUCCUAGAAACCGCCAUCAAUUUGGACGAGUCCUCGCCGGAGAAGUUGCAUCUCCGCCGAUCGGGACUCCUCCGGUUUCUUCAUCUCAUCGCAAAUCCGGUGCUUCUGUCACAGUCUGUCGGUUCCAUUCAUUCAGCCAAUUUGAUGGACCAGUACGAGAAAGUUGAGAAGAUUGGAGAAGGAACAUAUGGUGUGGUUUAUAAAGCUCGGGACAAACUAACCAACGAGACAUUGGCUCUGAAGAAGAUCCGCCUUGAGCAAGAAGAUGAAGGUGUACCAAGCACUGCUAUAAGAGAGAUUUCUCUGUUAAAAGAGAUGCAGCAUGGUAAUAUUGUCAAGUUGCAGGAUGUGGUGCACAGCGACAAGCGUUUGUAUUUGGUAUUUGAGUACUUGGACCUAGAUUUGAAAAAACUUAUGGACACAUGUCCUGAGUUCUCAAAAGAUCCACAAAGGAUCAAAUCAUUCCUCUAUCAAAUUCUUCGUGGAGUUUCGUACUGUCACUCUCAUAGGGUUCUACACAGAGAUCUGAAGCCCCAAAAUUUACUGAUUGAUCGUCGAACCAAUUCGCUAAAGCUUGCUGAUUUUGGGCUGGCUAGAGCUUUUGGUAUUCCUGUUAGAACAUUUACACAUGAGGUGGUGACUCUCUGGUACAGGGCGCCCGAGAUAUUAUUGGGAUCCCGCCAGUACUCUACUCCUGUUGAUGUAUGGUCUGUUGGAUGCAUCUUUGCUGAGAUGGUUAAUCACCGGCCACUAUUUCCUGGAGACUCAGAAAUUGAUGAACUAUUCAAGAUUUUCAGAAUUAUGGGUACCCCAACUGAGGAAACGUGGCCAGGAGUGACUUCCAUGCCUGACUAUAAAUCUGCUUUCCCCAAAUGGGCUCCUAAGGACUUGGAAACUGUCGUCCCAACUCUGGAUCCAGCCGGCAUCGAUCUUCUUUCUAAAAUGCUCCAAAUGGAUCCGAGCAGAAGAAUCACAGCGCGGGAUGCGCUAUUGCAUGACUACUUCAAGGACCUUGAAUGUAUACCCUAGGUAUUCAUCAUCCUCUCUUCGCAUUGAACUCUCUCUCUCUCUCUCUCUCUCUAUGUGUGGUGUUGUCUUUAUAUAUAUGUUGUGUCUACUAGCCUACUAGGUUCAUGUUUGCGUGAAACAAUUGUUUUGAUUCCUUCUGAAAUUAGUGUUACUUCUCUAUUCUGAAAAUUUCUUUGAAUCUUAAUUUUGAUCUGAUUCAA
Tarenaya hassleriana is the source of this 1305-nucleotide messenger RNA. Its product is annotated as cell division control protein 2 homolog. The record is from RefSeq and is a predicted model, not a curated record. Bases 221 to 1105 code for a protein of 294 amino acids. Gene Ontology annotation, molecular function: ATP binding; cyclin-dependent protein serine/threonine kinase activity; cyclin binding. Gene Ontology annotation, biological process: signal transduction; regulation of gene expression; protein phosphorylation. NCBI's taxonomy places the organism in Eukaryota, Viridiplantae, Streptophyta, Magnoliopsida, Brassicales, Cleomaceae. Gene Ontology annotation, cellular component: cytoplasm; nucleus; cyclin-dependent protein kinase holoenzyme complex. The transcript is spliced from 9 exons.